ACUUUAUGAAACUCUAAUUAUUCAUGUAAUUAGAGGGUGAGUACAGAGAGCCGGUGGAUCGCUUUGUGUUAUGGAGGGAACAGUCAAAUCAUCUGAAAUGUGAACAAAAGGAGAUGAUUGAUGGUUUCAGGAGGAACAGGGUCAAAGGUCAAACCGUACUUCCAUCAUGGGAGAAGAAGUGGAGGAGGAAGAUAAAAACCUGGAUGUUCAUCUGGACCACAGAGAGGAAGGAAGAGAAAAUCCUUCAGGGAUUGGAUCUGCUGUCAGAACCAUCAGAACCACCAGAACUAUCAGAACCAGGAGCUAAAGAGGCUCAACAGCCUGAUAAAGAAGGCUGGUUCUAGUUCAGUUCUGGUUCAAAGAAUGCAAAGAAGAACUCUUCAUACAAUUGAUGAAGUUCUGGAAGAGCGUCUUCAGUCAGAGGCGUCUUCAGAGUCACUGUAGCACAGACUGCUGCAGGAGACAGCAUCAGCAGCUACAAUAACUGAAGAAUCUGAAUUAAUGAUUCAUUAAAUUAGAUUCACUAAAUUAACAAUUCAAAAAUUUUUUUAUUUUUAAUUAAAAUUGUACUCUCUCUGGAUGACGUCACAGAGAGCUCAAGCCUCGGCUACUCCUCAGGCGGAACCUUUGUUCCUGUCCUCCGUUGCUACCCGGAACAUAAUACAGACGGACAGUUGCUAUGGGCAGCCGACGCUGUGUGGCGGCUCGGGGCUAACCGUUUGCUGCUAACGGAGCUAAAAGCCGUUUCAACGGAGGAAAAACGUCAUGAAAACGUCAUAGUUCGUUUGCUUGAUCGGAUUAGUUACGUCAGCGCUGCGGUACGUCACAUGUGACGUAUGCACGGUGGAAGAUUAGCCGCCAAAACCCGAAGCUCAGCGUUUUAACGGUACGGCAGCCGGGAGGGACCUACAGCAGAACCAUCAGGGUUCUGUUGGACUUUGGGUCUCUGGGAGGAGCUGCAGGUCGCUGAUGGGUCGGAACCGAGCCACUGGGCUCCAGAACAGUCCGUGUCCUUCAUGGCGGUCCAGGAGUCAGCAUGUCGGACCGUGAGCCCGCUGUAGAGGAACCGGGUCCGACCGGUACCGCGACACGGCCCGCUCUGGCGACAAAGGCCCUGUCGGAACCGUUUGGCCGGCUCCGGUACCGGGACACGUCGCUGCUGAUCUGGCAGCAGCAGCAGCUGGAGCUCCGAACCGGACCGCCCGCCUCCUACUUGACCCGGAGCCAGUCCGCCUGGUACAGCAGCUACGGAAACCAGGCGGUACUGGUCCGUAACCGCACGGCCCAGCAGGGUUCCGAGGGCCAAUCCAGGAUUUGCAGCAUCAUGUAGAGCAGACUCAGAGCCCGCUUCGGCCCAAACCAUCAGAACCAGACCGGGGUUGGUCCGACAGAACCGGACAGGUGAUAUACCCGAACCUCAGCUCCCUGACCCGGUUUACAAGUUCUGAUCCGGGUUACAGAGGGUUCUGUGGGUUCAGACUGGGCCUAUGUGGAUCAGCUGGUGAAGACUGACUGGGUUUGGACCGGACCAGAACCUACCGUGACCUCUGACCUUCUGUCUAAUAAAUCCCGUUUCAGCA
Molecule: messenger RNA, 1580 nt
Organism: Xiphophorus couchianus (Monterrey platyfish)
Lineage: Eukaryota; Metazoa; Chordata; Actinopteri; Cyprinodontiformes; Poeciliidae
Gene: brd3os
Product: BRD3 opposite strand
Exons: 2
Coding region: 1037-1330 (97 amino acids)
Source: RefSeq, a predicted model, not a curated record